CACCGGUUUUGAAAGCGAGGCUGCUGGGAAGACUCGUGUAGCAAAGGUGCUCCCGACUCCGAGUCCUUCUGCUUCCCGGACGCGGCGACAGACCGGCGAGUUGCCAUGCAGUCUCCCAACAGCACCCUUGGGUACAGAGCUAGCUUUGCCGAAGAGGCAAAGGUCAUUUCGGAGCAGCUGCAAGGUCAUGGGGGAACAGAUAUAUCUACCAUAGAGGCCGAGCUCCCACCUCCCGACUUGACUUCUUCUGCUUCUUUUCUGGACCUACCAACCAGUAACCAGAUCCAAGUGCAACCCAGUGACAGCCCACUUCCCCCCCCUGUUCUAGAUCCUAAGCAGGAGCCUUCCUCAGCCCCCCCCAGUGACCAGGGCCUUCUGUUUCUCAAAGGGCUGCCAGCUUUGGAGGAGGCUGCCAGCCCUGACGAUCCGGUCAGAUGGCAGCUUAACGUGACCAUGGAGCUCUGUAGCCUGUCCCCUGAUGCUGUACAGGCUGGUGAUCCCUGCUCCUUGGCCCCCCAGCCAAGCACUGAGCUCAAUAAGACCUGUCUGCUUAGCUCAGGCACUCCCCUGGCUGAAGCAGCCCAGCCAGAAUGCAGCCAGGCUCCAGAUGACGGGGCCAGUGGGGAAGGGGCUCUGCUCAAAGUGCAGGACCUCUCAGACACGCCCAUCAAUAAGACUUUCUUGUUUAGCAGGGCUACCUUUGUGACCUCCACCCCACACGAAGCUUCGGAAGGGCUGAAGCUGCUCAAAGGGGCAUCUCUUUUCUCCUUCCCAGAGAGCCCCCAAGCUCAGGAAGCACCCAGUGUGGCUGAGGCAGCCCAGCCCAGUGCCAGACGCCCCCAGAGGCCUCGAGUAGCCACAGGCAGCCCGCCUAAGGCCACCCCAAAAAGUGGCCCUUUGGGAAAGAUGGGCCAGGAGAAAAGAUCCCUGGGUGGGGCCUCUUUAGCUGUUUCCAGGAGGGGGCAUCAGGCCCUUCCUUUGCCUGGGCAGAAAAGAUGGUCAGCUGUCCCCUUCAGAACCUCUGGCUUGCCUGUCCUGUUCAAGUCCAGAAGGGAACCCUUGGCAUCUCCAGGAGCUAGGCAGCAGAAAGGCAGGAGCAGUGAGGCGGGCAGGAUGAAGGAAGCAGAGCCACCCGCCAAAGCAGGGAAUAAUCCGCCCUCGGCAGUCAAGGUGUCUCAACUCCUCCACAGCAAAUCGGUGCCACCUCGCUUCUCCGUGCAUCAGAGAGGUCCCAGUGCUCGGGACCCGAAAUCCAGGGACCCUCAGGCAGCUCGAAUUUUGAAGCCCUUGCCUUCGAACCAGGGCACCCAAUCCAGAGUCCCGGCCAGGACAGAUGAGCAGCCCCCCAAGCAGGACAGGAAGCCCCAGCCUUCUUCAGGACAGACAUGCCCCCAGUGCCUUGUGCUGCAGAAGCAAGUGGAAGACCUCAAAAGCCAACUAGCUGCCAUGCAGUGCCUUAGUGGGGAGCUCCAGGACCUUCGAGGCACAGCCCGGGAUCCGUCCACAGCAAACACUGGGGGCACCACCUGAAUGCCAGGCCCCAGACUCCGGGGCCCUCUUCUCCCAAAGCGGGCCCUAGCAUGGAGUCUUUCCAGGUUCUUGUCUCCCUUCCUCCUCCCUUACCUCCAUUCCCCACCCUAGGAUGUUGGAGCUAACCACAUGGGUGGAGGUCUCCCAGUUCUGAUUGGAGGGCCGGUUGGGGCCAAGUUUUGUUGAGAGGCCUCAUCAUUGCAGGACAUUAGCACAGUGACCUCCAGCUAUUCUGAGUGGUUGUUCCAUCCCCACUUGGGACUGUACUCCCCCACUUUAGGUGGAAAUGCCAGGAGAGAGCUGGGUUCAAAUCUCACAUCUGAUGCUUCACUGACUGUGUUACGUUGGGCAAGUCACUUCAUCUCUGAGUUCCCUCAUUUGUAAAAUGAGGCUAAUGAUUUCUUCCUGUUUCGACCCCAGUUGUUGUAACACUCAGACGAGAUGAUCAAGCAUCCUUAUUAGGCUCUCCUGGCUUUUGUUCCAAAGGGCUUGGAUGCCAGAGCAUGCACACUGAGAGGAGGCAUUUCCUGACUGGGAGUUCUCCAAGUGAUUCUCAUCACAGAUGCCCCCCAAGUUGUACGGCAUCCCCUCCUUCCAGACUCCCACUCCUCUUUCUGUUUCCUUUGAAGUGAUUUUAAGUGCAGAUGAAACUGAGGCCCAGGGGAAACCAAGUAACUUGCCCAACGUCACGCAGAUCAUAAGCGUCACAGGCUUUGAAUGCAGGCUUUCCCACCUCAGAGCUGAGGGCUUUAUGCUAGCCUAGGCAAGAAUAAUAAAGCAUGGAGUAGUGGCAGUUUGAGUGGGAAAGGUGGGGGCAAGUCAGAAACAUUGACUAGCUUGGAUUUGGCCUGGGUUUGUUUGGGGAGGGGGGAGGGGGGUAUCAUGGUAUUGAUGCAGUUUGAGAUGUCAGUGGGACCAGGGGAGAGUACCUGAUAAGAAUUGGGCAGUGUGAACGGUUCUGGAGGCCAGGACUCUCUCUGGCUGCUGGAGAGGCCCAGCUGAUCCAUAUGAGGGCAAGGAAGUAGCCAGCGCUUCUGUCUUGUCUAAGGCGAGGCCUCUUUAGGGUUAGUCUGCUGCGUUGUUAAGUUUUUAGCAAGGUUCAGGCAAGGGGAUGACAUCCUUUUAGGUUAGGAAACGCAGGUCCAGCCAGAUAGUGUUAUCAUUCAGUUUAAAUCACACUUUCAAAAUAGAAAGAGAAAUUCACAGGUCACAUACGGUCCUCUUCCUUGUGUAUUGAAAUGUUUGUGUUGUUGUUUUAUGUUUAAUAAUAAAGAAAAUAUCAGAAAACUGA
Phascolarctos cinereus (koala) is the source of this 2821-nucleotide messenger RNA. RefSeq lists its product as uncharacterized. Lineage: Eukaryota; Metazoa; Chordata; Mammalia; Diprotodontia; Phascolarctidae. The record is from RefSeq and is a predicted model, not a curated record.